AUGCAAAACUAUGCCUAUGGGCUGAGUAUAUACUCGUGGACACUGACGGGGCGGCUAUAUUGUCAGGACAAUGCCACCCAGGCUCAGACCCAGGCCCUGUUCAAAUGCGAUAACUUGAUGAGACCCGAGCGAAAGAAAUUGCUGACAAUCUGUCUAAAGGAAGUGAUGGGCUAUACGUUGACCGAUAAUAAACCCACCAUUUGUUCGUACUAUCAAAAUGAAAAGGAGUUUAAAGUGAUGGACUGUAUGUUCAGUAAGUUGGGUCAGAUAUACGGUAAGAAGUAUAUGGCAAACGCCGCGGACGAGGAUUUUGACGCUAUUGAUGCCGUGGAAAAUGACUUUGAGUGGUGUGUUAUGAAAGUUGGUUCAGUUUAUGGCUUUGAACACCUGUGCGAUAAACAAUUGACGGACAAACAAGUUGGCGAGGUCGAGGCGUGCGCCAAAAAUGCCACCGAGUUAUUGAAAGUGCUUAACGAUUGCCGAACAGAGAGCAAGGUUAAAAUUGGCAGUAAACCGGCCACAUGCGAUUUUUAUGGCAAUAUUAAAGUAAUGAAUUGCUACAACAAAGUAUCGCUCAAAUGGACCGAGAGCGAUCAAAAUGAGAAGUGGAAUCAGUAUAUUGAAUGCUUAGCAGAUGUUCCUAAAUAACAAACCAUGGUCAUUAAAUCAUUGCCAUUUCCUUGCACAAAACAAGCACCAAGCCCUAAUUGACAUUGCUCACUUUGCACUAACCAAUUGCUUAAUUUGCUUUUUAAAUAAAUUUAUAAAUUAUUAAAAUUUUCUAAAGUAAUUAAAAUAAUAUAUUUGUAUAUUAUUUUGCUUAAUGCUGCUACAUUAAAAUAAAAAUUAAUUCCUCCCUUUAA
This is a messenger RNA of Medioppia subpectinata, 863 nucleotides long. The record is from the annotation of a GenBank genome assembly. NCBI's taxonomy places the organism in Eukaryota, Metazoa, Arthropoda, Arachnida, Sarcoptiformes, Oppiidae.